Messenger RNA from Hirsutella rhossiliensis, 1686 nucleotides. RefSeq names its product impB/mucB/samB family domain-containing protein. Gene Ontology annotation, molecular function: DNA-directed DNA polymerase activity; damaged DNA binding. The transcript has 3 exons. Lineage: Eukaryota; Fungi; Ascomycota; Sordariomycetes; Hypocreales; Ophiocordycipitaceae. Bases 1 to 1686 code for a protein of 561 amino acids. The record is from RefSeq and is a predicted model, not a curated record. Gene Ontology annotation, biological process: translesion synthesis.
AUGGAGCAGCCGGCGACGAGGCCGCCCAAGCGCAGGGACGACCGUGUCAUACUGCAAUUCGACUAUGAUUGCUUCUACGCCCAAGUCUUCGAGAACAAGGACCCUGCUCUCAGGUCUCGCCCUCUGGGCAUCAAGCAGAAGAAUAUCCUGGCCACGUGCAACUACAACGCGCGCAGGCAGGGCGUGCGGAAGCUCAUGCUUAUCUCGGAAGCCACCCAGAUUUGUCCCAACCUCGUCCUGGUCGACGGGGAGGAUCUGACCCCUUUCCGCGAUGUCAGCAAGAUGCUCUUCACUUUCCUCCGAUCCUACUCGUGGAACAACCGGGUUGAGCGCCUCGGCUUCGACGAGGUCUUCAUGGAUGUCACGGACAUUGUCGACUACAACAUGUCAUGUCUUAAUCGCCUCUCUCUAGCCGAGUCCUUCUUUUGCUUGUCCAGAAAGGACCCAGAGCUAGGUUUCAACUGCGACUUGACCUCAAUCGCGGGUUGUGUAGUUGCUCUUCCGGCCUCCGGCGUACAGCUCGAGCACCAUACCUAUCUGCGCCUACUGCUCGGCUCCCAUCUCGCGCACCACCUGCGACUCAAAUUAGAGACUGAUUUCGGCUACACCGCAACCUGUGGCAUUGCAACCAACAAGCUCUUGAGCAAGCUCGUCGGAAGUUGCAACAAGCCCCGUAAUCAGACAACGCUGCCGGCCCUGCAAGACGACGAUGUGGCUGCAUUCAUGGACGGCCACAAGGUUCGACAAGUACCCGGACUUGGCUUCAAGACGGCUCUCUUGUUGGAAUCCCACGUCCUCGGCCGGCCCUUGGUUGCGGAUUCGCACUCGUUCCAAUCGUCUCUCACCGUCGGCCAGGUCCGCCGCCAUCAGGCCAUUUUAUCGCCUGGCAAUCUUGAAACCAUACUUGGGGGCCCAGGGGCAGAAAAGGGCGUUGGACAAAAAGUUUGGGGUCUUCUUCACGGAGUAGACCCGACCGAGGUCAAAGAAGCCAGCGACAUACCCUCUCAAGUCAGCAUAGAGGACACAUACAAAGGCUUGGAGACGAUACCGCAGAUUAUCGCAGAGCUACACAAGCUAUCAUGUUCCCUUGUACGGAGGAUGCGAAUAGACCUUGUCGUCCGCGACGACGAUGCGAUCACUCCGGACACGCAAAAGUGGAUUGCAAGACCAAAGACGCUGCGCCUGUCUAUCCGAUCGUGGCCGAUUAGACAGGGCUCGAGCCAUAGCCAGAACCGAAGCUUCAGCCGCGUGUCUCGCUCAGGCCCGCUACCCAACUUCAUCUUUGACCUCGAGGCCGAUAUAGACGACAUGGCGCAGCAGCUAGUUGCCGAGGCUCUGCUGCCGCUGCUCCGCCGCAUGCAAAGCGACAAAGAACAGAGGUGGAAUCUGCAGCUGUUAAACAUCUGCGUCGUCAACAUGGUACCCGGCGCUGCCGAUGACCGGACGGGAGCGGGGCGGGACAUUGGUGUCAUGUUCAAGAAGCAGGACGAAGUGCUGCUCCCGUGGAGAGUCACACGCGUCUCUGAGAAUGAAUCAGACGACAGUACGGGGGAGGCAACAUUUGAGGAACUGGACAUGAACCCUACCUGGGACAACACCGUGCAUCCAUUGUGCCAAACAUGCGGCCAUUUCGUUCCUCAGUUCGCCAUGCCUGCGCAUGCGAGAUACCACGAGCUGGAAGACUGA